AUGAGUGACUUAAAUUUUGAGCGACCUUUCUUUAUGGAGUUCGGUGAUUUUAAGAAUGGUUACAACCGUGAAGAGGCGGAGGCAGGCAUAAACGAAGCCAUUCGGAAGCAAAGGAAGCUGCGACUUCAGUCCCACGUGGAAGGAAUCAUGUUGGGUUGUGGCAUUGGAGAAGCAGCGAAGCAGAGUGUGCACAAGGGUGUUUACAAACCACAAACCACAAUAAAUCCUUCUCUGUUGUGCGAAGAAGACGCACAACCAUCGGCUGGGGGCGACGAAGUCAACAGUAAUAAUGGGGGCUCUCGACCUUGUCCACCACUGGACGGUGCCGCACUUCUGGAAACAUCACCAUCUGCGGUGAUGAAGGACUUCGCGACCGUUGACGUGCAGGUUGAAACGCUGCAAGAGGUUGCUGAGCAGCUUGACCAAAAUAUACGGGUUGCAAGGGAACGGAUCGGACAGGGAUGUGCACCAUUUACCUUCGAGGAUGUUUUGGAGGCACUUACCAUUGUUCUUACGGUGGUGGAGAAGGGGGAUCCGACCGUUAAAGUUUUACUCCCAAUCCAACCGGAGGGAAGCGAACCAUUGGAAGGUGCGGAGGAGGUUGCGGAUUUUGCAUAUUCCAACAUCGUACCACUCACUGUGGCUCUCUCGAGCACCAUUUAUGCCACCGAAUGGAUGUUACAAUAUACCUUGACAUUCAUCAACUCCAUCGGAGUGGAAACGGAGGAGGAAGCCCAACUCCACUUGGAACUUCGCGCCCGUUGCGUGCGUCUUUUGGGAGAGAUUAACCGGUUCACUGCCUUCGCUAUAGCCUUCAAGAUGAAGUGCGAAAUGUAUGUUGCCUUUGACGAUCUACGAAACGAGACGGAGUUCAAUAUUGGUGGUAUUUUGGAUAGUGUUGAGGAGGACCUGAAAGAAACAAUGCAGCUGCAAUUCCCACGGAGACGUCGUAGGGUACUAAAGGUGCAGCGGAGCAUCUUCAAGCGUCUGCAAAGAGCUCUGGUGUUGCUUCACGAACUGGACACGUGUUGGACCCCAGUCAUGAUGCUACAAAAGGUGUGGAAAGAUGAGUUUCUCGCAGAGUCAUACGAAAGGAUCUACACAAUCAUUGCUCCAACUUUCUUUUCAGCCACAUUGGGCUUCGUUGACUCUUCGCUUUACAUUGAGUCCGACUCCAGUAAUAGCGUUCCUGAACCGAACAACCCGUCAUGUCCAAUUCAACGUGCGCCUUCCCAAUGCAGCAUCAGUCGUCACGGUCGGCAAGUUGGUAGUGCAAAACCACGCGUGGUCGCAGAACGUCAGUCAAAGAAGCUGGUUCUCGGACAGGUUAAGACCCUUCGCGUGGAGGAGAAGAGGAGCUUUGAGAAAAUCUCUUACUUGGUUAAGGGCACGGUGAAUAGGACGGUUGGGAUGCAGUUGUGUCUAGGGGCUCGAUACUCACUUGUCGAGUUCGGCGAGGAACACGACAAAAAUUGGGAUUUUGUGGCGAAUGAACCCAAAGAUCCACAGGACGUAAAUGCUUACGUGAUGGAACUAGUAAAAAAAUUUAUUAGAAUAUUGCGGCAACGCACGAAAAAUACAGAUGACACUGAUGCGCUGGUUCCUUGA
Trypanosoma brucei brucei TREU927 is the source of this 1608-nucleotide messenger RNA. RefSeq lists its product as hypothetical. The record is from RefSeq and is a predicted model, not a curated record. The coding region runs from base 1 to 1608 and encodes 535 amino acids. NCBI's taxonomy places the organism in Eukaryota, Euglenozoa, Kinetoplastea, Trypanosomatida, Trypanosomatidae. The transcript has a single exon.